This is a messenger RNA of Scomber japonicus (chub mackerel), 872 nucleotides long. Its product is annotated as ras-related protein Rab-18-like. Lineage: Eukaryota; Metazoa; Chordata; Actinopteri; Scombriformes; Scombridae. The transcript is spliced from 7 exons. Gene Ontology annotation, molecular function: GTPase activity; GTP binding. The record is from RefSeq and is a predicted model, not a curated record. Bases 117 to 734 code for a protein of 205 amino acids.
GUUGCGUGAACAGCAGGCUGUCACUGGAGCCGCUAGCUGCCUGCUGUCCUAAAAACUAGUGGAUUUUGUCUUUAAACGCGUCGCCAAGUGGUAGUCAAACAAUCUUCUACAGGAAUAUGGAUGAAGACGUGCUGACGACUCUGAAACUGUUGAUAAUUGGCGAAAGUGGAGUCGGGAAGUCCAGUCUCCUCCUGAGGUUCACAGAGGACACUUUUGAUCCAGAGCAGUCAGCGACCAUAGGUGUGGACUUCAAAGUAAAGACACUGGCGAUAGAUGGAAACAAAGCAAAGCUCGCCAUAUGGGACACAGCUGGACAAGAAAGAUUUCGCACCCUGACACCCAGCUAUUACCGUGGUGCACAGGGAGUCAUACUUGUAUAUGAUGUCACAAAGCGUGAAACUUUUACGAAGCUUGAAAACUGGCUGAAUGAACUGGAAACCUACACAACACGCAACGACAUUGUGAAAAUGCUGGUUGGGAACAAGAUCGAUAGGGAUGACCAUGAAGUGGACAGAAAUGAAGGCCUGAAAUUUGCAAGGAAACACUCUAUGCUUUUUAUUGAGGCCAGUGCAAAGACUAAAGAUGGCGUCCAGUGUGCCUUUGAGGAGCUCGUAGAGAAGAUCCUCCAGACUCCGGGGCUUUGGGAAAGUGAAAACCAGGGACAGAAAGUCCGUCUGGGGGAGCAGGAGCAGGGCGGUGGCAGGGCAUGUGGAGGAUACUGUUCCAUACCCUGAAAGUGGACAAAACCAAAAAUGCACCAACCUGAUAAGAAUGACUACGGACCAGAAACGGAAAGGAAAAGAGACAACGAAAGCAAGCGGGGGAAGUGGAUGAGUACUUUAAAAAAAAAAAAAAAAAAGAAAAAAGUUCAU